GCGUGUACGUUGUUGUGUUGACAACUACGUCGAAUCUGAGUGUUUACGAUGCUGGUGGACUAGGCCUGGGAUCUUUGACGCGUGUUGUUGGUUUGCAUAUUUUAUCCCCGCAUACCGCCCCCCACCCCAAAAUGGCAGACCCACUUGGGAGUGAUGAAGACCUUCUGCCUAGCAUACGACAGCUGAUCAGCAGCAUCAAACCAACCCUUAGAGCUGCAGGAUCACUGGCUACUGCCCUGGAAAUGGUCACGCACUUGGAAGAGACUGAUGACAACUUUCACAGGUAUGAACUAGUGAAGUACAUCCGUGGUCGUAUUGAGGAGGUACUGGGACCUUUGAUUGAGGGAGAGAUUGAGCGGCGAUCCCUGGAUGUGCAGAGCAAGGGUGGGGAGGAGGCCAUGGUGAGAAUGAUCACGGAUCACGUCAUCAAUGACCAGGCCUCACUAGACCUGAUGAACUCCCUGAAGCUUUCUACUAAAGACGCCGUAGAGCGGCUGGUGCGGAUAUUUGACGAGGAGCACCGGCCUGUACAGAGCAGCAUGUUUGGCAACAUCCCCGGCAUGUAUGGACAGGUGUUGGGGAUGCACAGCCCCAAGAGGAACAGCUUCAGCCUGAGCGAUGACACCUCCUCACUGGAUUCCUCUUUCAAUCAGGGAUCAUUCACGUUUAUGAAUCAGGAACACUUUGCCUCUAUAGCUGACAACUUGGCCCUGGACAAACCUCUUGAGAUGAGAAUUGAGACUCUCCAGGGCUUGUGUAAGCUGCCACCUUCAGACAUCCUAGCCUGUGAGCAGUGGGAUAGUCUCCGCCCCGUGCUGCUGACUGCUCUGUCUGAUUCAGACGACAUCUUGGCUGAGACCAGUCUUCGCUUUCACGCCCGAAUGUUUUCGUCCAACUCACACCAUGUCAUGAGAGAGGUCUACACCAGCCUAGUGGAGCAUCUCACGGCAGUGUUUGCCGAUCACGGUGCCAAGAUGUCGCCGCUACGCAGUGGAGUUGACACGGCACACCACGCCACCAGCAUGCUACUCAGGAAGUUCCGCUUGAUGAAUGAAUUCAAUUUGGAGAUUCCAACCUACUGGGUGAGAUUUCCUGACAGGUUUCUGGAUGACGUCACCGAGUCCACCAUGAAUCUCCUGGUGACGGAGCCCCAGGGUUCCCGCAGCUCCUCAUCCCAACAGCUCACCCCGCUCCACUGCAUGGCCCUCGUGGACCCUAGAGCCAGCUGGUUCAGGAAGUGGAUGCACGGCAACUAUGGGCGUACAGCUGUCAUCAGGCAACUUGAAAGAAAUCAAAGCCUGGUGGAAAAGUGUGUUCAGCAGUGCAUGAGCUAUGAUUGCUGGGACGAAAAGUCCCCAGAGGUUGGCCGAGUCACAGAGAUGUUGGACAAGCACUCGCUAGGUUCAUCUCACCGCACACGAUACACAGAGAAAGAAGUUAAUUACCUGCACCUGCAUCACUCCAUUAGCUUGCUGGGUUGUCUGCUCAUGUACAUCGACGGCUACAAGCUGUUUCCUAUCAACAUCAGGGAUGGAGAUGUCAGUGUGACAGAACUGUUGGUGUCGUUUGUCCGCAUCAUCACGGAACGAGAGGAACCAACUCUGAAAUCUCAAGAGCAAAACGGUUUUGAUCUAGCCUCCCUGGUGACGGACAUCCUGAAGUUUUUAUGCUUCACCAAGUCCAGUUGCUCUCGCUGUCUGUGCAAGGAUGCCAUCGUGUCAGAGCUUCUCCGGCCUGUCCAGCUGUGGCUGACGCGGAAUAAGGCAUGCAGUGAUGCCCGGAUGCUGCACAUCGCCGAUGUCCUGUCUACCCUGGCAUCGUGGGACGUCGGACGGAAGCUCCUCUUGCAUGGAGAAAAAGGCAGCUGCUUCAAAGAAAAUAGUUCCGCACCGAUUCACGCCAUCGCCGAGUUCACCAAGCAGGCCCUGGACGGCAAGUUAUCGUCCAGUCUCAGUAGGCAGCCGUCGCGCAGCGUGACGGGGGCCUUCCUGCAUGUUUGUAGGCAGUUGUACAGCACCUGUGAGGGCCUGCUAGUCCUCAGUCGGUACGCUCUGCACCAGCAAAUCGCCAACUGUUGGAGACAGGUGGGCGGACCCGGCAAGAAGGCGGGAGGCAAGACGCAGGAGGCCGACGCCCUACAGGCCUGGGAACGGACCCUGAUUGAUAACCUGCUCAACUUUGCCACUACCCCCAAGGGCCUUCACUUGCUGCAGCAAACCGGAGCUAUCAACGAGUGCAUAGCCUACAUGUACAACCGAUCAGCUAAAAAACUCCAGGUCAGCAAAACAGAGAAGUUUGGCUAUGGCAGCAUGGUGACUCAAGUGGCUGCCACAGCACCAGGCAUUGUGGCCCUGCAGAGAACAGGUUUCAUCCAAGCUGUGGUCCACGGUCUGUGGUCAGUGCUGGAGUGCGGCAGUGAUGGUCAGCCUAUGAUCAGACCCAACCCCAUCCCAGUCGAGCCGAUUGACCGCAUGGCCCACAAGUUCUUUGUGCGAAUGAUGAACAUGUUGUCAGCUUUCCCGGCAGUGUACGAGAUACUAGCCAGCAAUCCACUGCCACGAAAGGAUGCCUACUCACUCAGGGAAGCCCCUAAUGAUGUGCUGGGUGUAAUUGAGCGACUCAUCAUGGUGGAUUCAGAUGCUAAGAUGAACUCUCUUUUCAACUAUGAGCAGUCACACAUCUUUGGGCUCCGGCUUUUGACCGUGAUGACGUCGUGCCUGGAUUCACUUCUUUUGCUGGAGACUCAGUACCACAUUUGGGACAUGUUACUGCAGGGCCAAGAGAACAACCGCAACGGAGAAUCAGUCAUCAUGAUCGACGUGUUGUCCAUCGAGCGCAAUCACAUCCUAGUACGGACCAACGUGAUAGGAGGACCGAGCGAGCGAGCCCUGCCGCCCCAUGACCUGCUGUCAGAUAGCAGCAACCCUUACCCCUGGCCCCUCUUCUCUGCCUUCCCAGUGCCCAGGGAUUACACCCUGAGUGUGCCUAGAUCCCCCAGCAUCAAGCAAGAGAAUGAACUGAGCAAGUUAUUGAGCAGCAACAUUCCGGUAAAGACGACGUCGGAGGCGCAGACGUGGCUGGCAAAAUGCCAGAAUGCCUUCAUAACCUGCUUGUCCAAGAAACCGCAGACGGUGUCCAACAGAUUGCUGGCUGAAUUGCUGGACCAAACCAUCAGCAACCAGCUCCUCAUCUCUGGGACCGAGGUGUUCCAACUGAAGCCCUGCAAAGUCUCAGACAGUGCCCUCAAGGGUCAGAAAUUGCCAGCCCUGCACAUGCUGGGCAUCAAGCUGGCAGUCAGAUACGGCCAGCAUCUGAAGUUGCUAAGCAACAGCAACGACAUGACAGACAACCUGAGCCUUCUUCUGAAGACUUGCCGCCACUACCUGGCCAGCCAGCAACGAAGUAUUCACUCCAACAUGCGUUGCUUGGAAGGCGACUACAUCGGUCACGACUGGUUUGCAUCCACCAUAUUCCUGCUGAUGGCUGGUAACCGUGACAAGGCGUGGAACCUACUACACAAGUGCUUCUCCAUCUUGCCGUCGGGUUACUUGAGUAUGGCUCGCCUUCAUGCCUCGGUCCACAUUCCCUACGAGGUUGCAGCCAGUGGCAUCCAUCCGGUGUCUUCGCGCACCAGUCACAACGUGGAGCUGAUCCUACAGAGCGAAGUGCCUCACGUCUACUCGGCAUUUCGGAUGUCUGGUUACACUCCCUCCCAGAUUUGUCAGCAGUGGCUGCGGCAGUGUUUCUGGAACUACCUGGACUGGCCUGACAUCAGUCACUACAUCGCGCUGUGUAUCGUCAUGGGGGCAGACUACCAGGUGUACAUGUGUGUGGCUGUGCUGAUGUUCUUGCAGCAUAAGAUCCUGCUGCACACUCAGAGACAGGAGCUGCAGGUCUUCUUGAAGGAGAACAGCAUUCAUGGUUUCCACGUCGGAGAACACCUUGACUACAUGCAGGGCCUUGCUAAGAAGUAUCGAAGCACUGUCUUACCGGACAUGAGCAACCUCAGCCUACCCUGACCUCGUAUGACCUCCUGACGUGCCGACGGUGUUGACAAACUUGAGCUGGCAGGGAAUUUGGUGUUUGGACUCGGUGCAGAUGUCAUCCAAAGAUGCAGGGAGAUACCACAAAAUGAUUACGGCCAUUUCUCUCCCGGUCAAUUUUGUUUAAGUUUGAACGAGAAAGAACAGUCUGAGCUCUGUGUUUGGAUGUAUCCCUCAUUUCGGCACCCCGAUGGAAAUGGACAUUAUGUGAGUUUAUUCAUAUGUUUACAUAAAACACUUUGCAAUGCUCUGUUGAAGUCUUGCCUUGCGGUUUUGUUAGGUUGGGUCCCAUUUUAGUGACCCAUGUGGUUUGAAUGCCAUUGGCAGCGUGGAUGUUACGCCCGGGUGCCAACAUAUAAUAAAGGUUUUGAACAGCUCGUGCGCUCUUGGUGCCACAUGCACGGUGCGUCUCCCAUCGGACACUAAUGCUCAGUAACAAAACGCCUUCUUUUGUGACAGCACCGAGGCAAUAAUCCUUAGUUGGGGCAUUAUAUUCAAGUCAGUGGCACAUUACACUGCAUGCGACACGUAAGAAAACCGUACUAGUGUUAUGUGUGUGGCACGUGCCUUAUGCAAAUAUUACAGAGUUCAUGAAAGUGCUCAGAAACAGGGAUGUAAGAUUUCAUAAAAGAUCGGUAAUUUUAUAUUAUUUGUAGUUGCCUCGUAUGUUGGAGUACAAAGUAAAUUAUAGGAGAGCAUUUAGGAUUGUAUUUUUACCUUCUUCUAUUAUUUGACAAUAUUUUCCACCCGCCAGCAUCUAGAUUCAUGGUGUUGUCUCUGUUAAUCUAUAAAGUGAUCAAUAUUUUACUGAAGCCUUUAGGUUUACUUAGGUUAACUGUUUGGUGAAGAGUUUUAAUAGCAAACUGAAAAUGUUCUAGAUUUCUGUGUGUUUGUUAAAAUUGUACAAUUUUUAAUGUCAUAGAAUACAUUUCAAGUGAUAUGUUGAUUUGGUGCCUUCUACAGAGACGCAUCCAACUUUAUACGUGUAGAUAUUCCUGUUUGUACAUAUGUGCAAUAUGUAUAUGUGAUAAACAGACAACAGCUGGUUUGUGUGUCACAUAA
Molecule: messenger RNA, 5105 nt
Organism: Acanthaster planci (crown-of-thorns starfish)
Lineage: Eukaryota; Metazoa; Echinodermata; Asteroidea; Valvatida; Acanthasteridae
Gene: tbc1d32
Product: TBC1 domain family member 32
Biological process (GO): non-motile cilium assembly
Source: RefSeq, a predicted model, not a curated record